Molecule: messenger RNA, 680 nt
Organism: Dothidotthia symphoricarpi CBS 119687
Lineage: Eukaryota; Fungi; Ascomycota; Dothideomycetes; Pleosporales; Dothidotthiaceae
Exons: 1
Coding region: 149-496 (115 amino acids)
Source: RefSeq, a predicted model, not a curated record
CUAAACCCCACAUCAGUCCAGUCAUCUCCGCAAAUAUAAAAGACAACCCACCAACCCACAGACUCAGCACUCACUAAGCCUCAAGCACAAAAGCACCGAGCACAGCGCCAAAAACAGCGCAACAUGCGGCGUCGAGAGGAAAAGCACGAUGCCGAGCAUGCUCUAUUUCGCGGGUGUAUACAACUGGUAUAGCGAGCAGUUCAAGCAGUAUAGCAGUUCAAAAAGAAACAGUAAUAGUACCAGUAACAACAGCAAUAACAGUAGCAGUAAUUCAAAGACGAACAAGUCGAGUAAACAGACCAACACUGCAAAGAAUUUUGUAUUUGUAUAUAAAAGAGCCCAAGGGCCGGAUGCGGAAAGUCGUCACACGAGCACACAUCAGGCGCGCCGGAGGCGUCACGUUCGCGCAAUUUGCCGGCAUGCAUGUCGUGAACGGAGGGGCAGAGCGGUGUGUGUGUGUGCGUGUAUGUAUGCGUGCGCAGUUCUCGUGUUGUGAGGACAUGUGAGUGGGCAUGUGAGCUGCUGCCGCAUGGAGCGCUUAGCUACGGGGUACGGAUUCAAUUCAUGCAGGUACGAGCGAGUGUACUGAGUAAUCAAUCCAGUUUGUGCACUAAGAUCAGGCGGGGUAGCGGGGUGUGGGAAAAGAAAAUAUGACGACGAAAGAAGUGGGAUAGAUGUGA